This is a messenger RNA of Acromyrmex echinatior (Panamanian leafcutter ant), 1300 nucleotides long. RefSeq names its product sodium/potassium-transporting ATPase subunit beta-2. Lineage: Eukaryota; Metazoa; Arthropoda; Insecta; Hymenoptera; Formicidae. The record is from RefSeq and is a predicted model, not a curated record. Gene Ontology annotation, biological process: intracellular potassium ion homeostasis; potassium ion import across plasma membrane; sodium ion export across plasma membrane. Gene Ontology annotation, molecular function: ATPase activator activity. Gene Ontology annotation, cellular component: sodium:potassium-exchanging ATPase complex.
AUAUUGCUAGCGAGCUCUCCCAGUUCAGGCAAAGUGUGAAGACCAGUACAAUCGCGUUGCGUUUCCCGCUAUCUCUACGUAUCAGUCCGCAUGAGUUGCUCGGUGCGUGAAGGUUGACAAGACUGACCCGCCUAUAUCUCAGUCUAUCUCAGUCAAUCGACCGAUCAAAGAGCAGUCGAUAGUAUUCGUCGUGAUGAGUGUCCGCGGCAAGCAAGUGCAAAAUGGUACCUACGAGUUUGAUUAUAUGCGAGCACCUGAUACUAGAACUCGCUGGCAAAUAAUUCGCCAUAGUUUCCACAAUCCGAUAGAAGGAACUUACUGUGGUCAUACACCUAAAAAAUGGGGCAUAACUCUUAUCUUCUACACUUUCUUCUAUGCUGCGCUCGCGAUACUUUUCAGCAUUUCCAUGAAAGGCUUGCUGGCCACAUUGAGCGAUGAGAAACCUAAAUGGACCUUAAGUAGCAGCAUUAUAGGUACUAAUCCAGGAUUGGGAUUCCGACCGAUUUCGGAUAAUCCCGAUGAGAGAUCACUUGUUUGGUACAGCGCAUCAAAUGCGACUGAUAUACAAAAAUGGACAAAACGCUUGGAUAAAUUUUUGGAAAACUACAUCAAUCCAUCACUUUUGUCAAAUGGCGGCAGAAAUCAACAAAUUUGCAGUUAUAACAAGCCGGCAAAACCUGGUAACGUAUGUGCAGUCGAUGUAAACAAUUGGGGACCAUGUUCUCCGAAUCAACAAUAUGGUUUCAAUAAUUCGGCACCUUGCAUUUUCAUUAAACUUAACAGGAUAUACGGAUGGAUUCCUGAGUUUUAUAAUAAUACUCAGAAUUUGCCGCCCGAUAUGCCAGAGACCUUAGUCAAAUAUAUAAAAUUAAUCGACGCUUCAUGGGUUAGUUAUGUUCAUUUUGUUCGACCAACAAGAAACCAGAUCAUCAAUGUAGAAUGCCGGGCAUGGGCGAAGAAUAUCGAAUACAGUUCAAUUAGAUCCGAAAAGAAGGGUGCAGUACAUUUUGAACUGAUGGUCGACGAAUGAUUGUACGUUACAGUCGUGGAGAUCGUCCUCGACAUCUCUUUCAUAGUUUUAUCAUAUUUUUCGAAUAAGAAACUGUGCACGAAACAAAAGAUGUACGUUAAAUAGUACUUCGUGUCUAGAUUUUCGAUUACGAUGAUAGACAAUCGCUCGUGCCUAGAAAAAAACAGUAGAUUAAUAAAUUUAUUAUCUUUUAAAGAUAUUGCUCACAUAUGUAAUUAACUAAUAGGAAUUCUUGCUUAUCGAGCCACUAAUUUGAAUUUUUAAUCUUAG